Messenger RNA from Arachis duranensis, 5215 nucleotides. RefSeq lists its product as uncharacterized. Gene Ontology annotation, molecular function: ATP binding; protein serine/threonine kinase activity. Gene Ontology annotation, biological process: recognition of pollen; protein phosphorylation. The transcript has 14 exons. The record is from RefSeq and is a predicted model, not a curated record. NCBI's taxonomy places the organism in Eukaryota, Viridiplantae, Streptophyta, Magnoliopsida, Fabales, Fabaceae. The coding region runs from base 16 to 4989 and encodes 1657 amino acids.
GAUCAACAUCUGAUUAUGGAGCUAACGAGACAUUUCAUAGACGUAACCGUUUUGCUCUUACUAUCCAUGAACGUUGGAAAUUCCAGAGACACUAUCACACCCUCAGAUCCCCUUAAUGGACCAGAAACUUUAAGCUCUAAUAAUGGCAUGUUCCACCUUGGAUUCUUCACGCCAACAAAUUCCUCCUACCUCGGAAUCUGGUACAUGUCCAACCCUCCUGUCGUGUGGGUUGCCAACAGAGACCAACCUAUAAACCAUUCUUCUUCUGCUCUACUCCAAAUAUCUCAGGAUGGAAACCUUGUUCUCAUGGAUAAUGCAAACAACAGUAGGAUUCUUGUUUGGUCAACAAACCUCUCCAAUAUUUCAUCCAACACAACAGCGCAGCUUCUUAACACCGGCAACCUUGUGCUGCAAGAAAACACCACAGGAAGGUUCCUAUGGCAGAGUUUCCAACACCCUUCAAACACGUUAUUGCAGAAAAUGCAGCUCAGCACAAACAAGAUCACCGGUGAGAAAGUAAAACUCACUUCCUGGAGAACUCCUCAGGAUCCAUCCAUUGGAGACUUCUCCUUGAGUCUCGAAGGCCUUAGUAGCCCUGAAAUGGUCGUCUGGAAGGGAGUUCAACCUUUCUGGCGUACCGGUCCGUGGAACGGUGUAACUUUUCUUGGAAUACCUGGAGAUAACAUAAACAAUCUUGAUGGAUUUUACUUGGAAAAAUCGUAUGAUGAUAACGGCACUUAUUAUCUUUCUUUCAACUUUGCAAAUCAGUCCUUGUUGUUGAUCUGUGUGUUAACAGCAGAUGGAAACAUGAAAGACUAUUAUUGGGAUUAUGGGAAGAGAAAUUGGUCAAUCGUAUGGACAGCUAUUAACUCAGAGUGUGAUGUUUAUGGAAAGUGUGGAGUAUUUGGAAUCUGUGAUCCCACAAGUGAACCUAUUUGUAGCUGCUUAACAGGGUUUGAACCAAAGAAUGCUACUGAAUGGAAUAGGCAAAAUUGGAGUAGCGGUUGUGUUAGGAAGAAAGCUCUUCAGUGUGAAGAUAAUGGGUUUGUGAAGUUGCAGAAUACUAAGACACCAAACUUUGUAGAAUGGUCCUCUCCUACUGAAUAUGAUUGCAGAACUCAGUGCAUUGGAAACUGCUCUUGUGAAGCAUAUGCAUAUGAUGCUGGUAUUGGUUGCAUGCUAUGGGGUGGGAACUUAAUUGACAUUCAAAGGUUCUCAAGUGGAGGAACAGAUCUUUAUAUUCGUGUCCCCAAUUCAGAUCUUGGUAAAAAGAAAAAUAAUGUAACAGUAAUCAUCUCAGUUACAGUCACGGUAGGAGUGAUUCUCCUUGUGUCAUGCACAUUUAUCUUGUGGAAAAGAACUUCAAGGAAAGAUAGAGCAAAUUCCAGAGCUCAGGUCAGAAUUCAGAAAAAUGAGCUUCUUGAGCUUUCACAGUUUGAGUUUGAAAGGCUUGCUAUAGCAACAAACAACUUUCACUUAGAUAAUAAGCUAGGACAAGGGGGUUUUGGACCAGUAUAUAAGGGUACAUUGGAAGAUGGGCAGGAAAUAGCAGUUAAAAGGCUUUCAAGAGCAUCUGGACAAGGGCUAGAAGAAUUUAUGAAUGAGGUGUUGGUAAUAUCAAAGCUUCAACAUCGAAAUCUUGUCAGACUUCUUGGAUGUUGUAUAGAAAGAGAUGAAAAGAUUUUGAUCUAUGAAUACAUGCCAAAUAGGAGUCUUGAUGCAUAUAUGUUUGAUCCAUCUAAACAGAUUCUAAGUUGGGAACAACGUUUUGAUAUAAUCGAAGGAAUAGCUCGUGGUUUACUUUAUCUUCACAGAGAUUCUAGAUUAAGGAUUAUACACAGAGAUUUGAAGUUAAGCAAUAUAUUACUUGAUGGAGAAUUAAAUGCAAAAAUUUCAGACUUUGGCAUGGCAAAGAUUUUUGGUUACACGGAAGAUGAGGCUAAUACUCGAAGGGUUGUCGGAACAUUUGGUUAUAUGCCACCGGAAUAUGUUAUGGAAGGACUAUUUUCAGAAAAAUCCGAUGUAUUCAGUUUCGGUGUUUUAUUAUUGGAGAUCGUUAGCAAGAGAAAAAAUACUAGUUUUUAUGAAGAUGCAGAAUCUCUAAGCCUUAUUGGAUUUGCAUGGAAAUUGUGGAAUGAUGAUAAGAUUACAGCUCUAAUAGAUCCAGAAGUAGCAAACAUGAGUAGUCUUGCAGAUAUAAUGAGGUGCAUUCACAUUGGACUUUUGUGUGUGCAAGAACUUGCAAGGGAUAGGCCUACUAUGACUGCAGUAAUUUCAAUGCUUAAUAGUGAAACUGUUAAUCUUCCUCUGCCGAAGCAGCCAGCAUUCAUGCAUAGGCAGACAAUGUUGGAUAUAGAGUCUUCUCAUAGAAGUGAUGGAUCAUAUUCCAUCAAUUAUAUCAGCUUAACAAACAUCCAAGGAAGCAACAUGAGUAUCAACUUGUCUUCUUCAUUGCGUUACAUUGUAUCUGUUCAUUCAUUUCAUACUCGCUCAUCUAUCCUUCUCUGCAUCUUCAUGGAGCACUACCUAUCCUUUCUACUAUUAUUCUUACUCUUCACUUUUGCCACUUCCUUAGACACCAUCACCUCUUCUUAUAUCCUUAAACCCCCUCAAACUUUAACCUCCAAGGAUGGUAUGUUCCACCUUGGAUUCUUCAACCUUACCACCAACUCAUCAACAUCAUCUUACCUCGGAAUCUGGUACAUAACCAACCCCCCUGUCGUCUGGGUUGCUAACAGAGACCAACCAAUCAAAGGUGAUGAUAGUGGAGUACUGCUCAAGAUAUCCGAGGAUGGAAACCUUGUUAUCAUGGAUGCACGUAAUAAUGAGAUCCUUUGGUCAACGAACGUCUCAAACAUCGCAUCCCCCAACAACACAAGUGCUCAGCUUCUCACCACCGGAAACCUUGGGUUGCAAGAUAACGCCACAGGGACGAUACUGUGGCAGAGUUUCCAACACCCCACAGACACGUUCCUGCAGAACAUGAAGAUUAGCGCCAACAGGAUCACCGGCAAGAAAGUAAACAUAACCUCGUGGAGAACACCACAUGAUCCAUCCAUUGGAGACUUCUCUGUGAGCCUUGAACGCCUUAGUAUCCCUGAAGCGUUCAUCUGGAGAGGGGAGAGUCAACCUCACUGGCGAAGUGGCCCAUGGAACGGUCAAAUAUUUAUUGGGAUACCUGACAUGACCGCAAAUUAUAUUGACGGGUUCUACAUGAGUGGCAAAGAUGAAGAGAGCAACGGCACUUACUAUCUUUCUUAUAGCUAUGUAAAUCAUAAUCUAAGGAUGUUCGCGUUGGGUGCUGAUGGAAACUUAAAUGAAUACUACUGGGAUUAUUCAAAGAAGAAAUGGUCCAUGAUGUGGUCUGUUAUUAACACUGAGUGCGGUGUUUAUGGCAAGUGUGGAGUAUUUGCAAGUUGUGACCCUAAAACUUCACCUAUCUGCACUUGUUUGAGAGGGUAUGUUCCAAGGAAUGCAGAGGAGUGGAACAAACAAAACUGGAGCAGCGGCUGUGUUAGGAAGAUACCUCUGCAGUGUGAGAGCAAUAGUAGUGAUGAAUCGGUAGCAGUAAAAGAUGGGUUUGUGAAGCUUCAGAAUACCAAGGUUCCAGAUUAUGCUGAGUGGUUGUCUUCCAUUGACUUUGACUGCAGAACUGCGUGUUUGGGAAACUGCUCUUGCAAAGCGUAUGCUUAUGAUGUUGGAAUUGGUUGUAUGCUGUGGAGUGGAAACUUGAUUGACAUACAGAGAUUCUCAAUGGGAGGAACCGAUCUUUAUAUACGUGUUCCCUCUUCAGAGCUUGAUGAGCAGAAGAAGAAAAAUCAUGCCUCAGUGAUCAUUGCAGUUACAGUCUCAGCAGUAGGAACUAUUGGGAUUUUGAUUUGCGCGUUUAUCCUGUGGAAAAGAAGAACUGCAAUAGGAGAGAGAGCAAAUUUCAGAAUACCUACAAUAAGCAACACAAAAUACCCAAGCAAAGUCAAACUCCCGGAGCUUUCCCAAUUUGAGUUUGAAAAGCUUGCAAUUGCAACAAACAACUUUCACUUAGAUAAUAAGCUGGGGCAAGGAGGAUUUGGACUUGUAUACAGGGGAACAUUGGAAGAUGGACUAGAAAUAGCAGUUAAAAGACUUUCAAGAGCUUCAUAUCAAGGACUAGAAGAAUUUAUGAAUGAGGUUCUAGUAAUAUCAAAACUUCAGCACCGUAAUCUUGUUAGACUUCUUGGAUGUUGUGUAGAAGGAGAUGAGAAGAUUUUGGUGUAUGAAUACAUGCCAAAUAAAAGUUUAGAUGCAUAUCUGUUUGAUUCAUGUAAGCAAGUAUUAAAUUGGGAAAAACGUUUUCAUAUUAUUGAAGGAAUAGCUCGAGGUUUACUUUAUCUUCACAGAGACUCUCGACUAAGAAUUAUCCAUAGAGAUCUGAAGCUAAGCAAUAUAUUACUUGACGAAGAGCUAAAUCCAAAGAUUUCAGAUUUUGGUAUGGCAAAGAUUUUUUGCCACACUGAAAAUGAGGCAAAUACUAUGAGAGUUGUUGGAACAUAUGGUUAUAUGUCACCAGAAUAUGCUAUGGAAGGACUAUUUUCAGAGAAAUCUGAUGUAUUCAGCUUUGGUGUUUUACUACUAGAAAUUGUCAGUAGGAGAAAGAACACUAAAUUUUAUGAAGAUGCAGAAUCAUUGAGUCUUUUAGGAUUUGCAUGGAAAUUGUGGAAUGCUGAUAACAUUCCACCUCUGAUAGAUCCAGAGAUAUUAAAUCCGAUCUGCAAUGAAGAUAUAAAGAGGUGCAUACAUAUUGGUCUUUUGUGUGUACAAGAACUUGCAAGAGAUAGGCCUACAAUGACUGCAGUGGUUUCAAUGCUUAAUAGUGAGACUGUUAAUCUUCCUUCUCCCAAGCAGCCAGCAUUCGUUCAGAGGCAGACUCUGCUGGAUAUAGAGUCUUCUAUGACAAGUGAUGGAUUAUGCUCCAUUAAUAAUGUGAGCCUAACAAAUGUCCAAGGAAGAUAACCGAUUGGCCACAAUGUUGGUUCAAAAUAGUCACAUUAUGUAUUGACACAACUCUGGUUGAGAGACAUUAGCAUUUUGCUGAAGGGUCUACUUUAAUAAGGCUGGGAUUUUAUGUAAUAUAUUACGUUACCAUCAUGUUUGUUGGUUGAGUUAAUUAAAAGUGAUUUCAUAAAGAUUAGUACACUAAUAUUUGGAAAAUGUAAAAAGUACUGCAAGAUGAAAUCUA